Molecule: messenger RNA, 3020 nt
Organism: Anneissia japonica
Lineage: Eukaryota; Metazoa; Echinodermata; Crinoidea; Comatulida; Comatulidae
Product: low-density lipoprotein receptor-related protein 6-like
Exons: 21
Coding region: 15-2909 (964 amino acids)
Source: RefSeq, a predicted model, not a curated record
CUCAUUCGUUCGUGAUGAAAUACUCAGUAACGCUGCGUUAUGCCCGUAUUCUCUCCGAGAUGUUUAACACUAAAAAAAUGACGACUUCUCGUAUGGCAGUAUUGAUUUUAAUAGCCUGUCUCUCAUCCAAAGCAAAUGGACAGGUUACGGGAAAUACAUUGUUCUUGGCUCACUACAGCUACCAUAAUUUUGGGACUUAUAUUGGUUGGCUUCCUGCAAGUCCUGAAUCCUACAAAAAUAAUCAGACGUUAGAUUAUCGUAAAUGGUAUUUCUCGAAUGUCCACUACUGGAACUCUAUAGCAGCUGACUAUCAUGCAGGAAAUGUUACGUUUCAUGAUACAAGAAACCACUGGAUUUACUUAAGCGAUGAUUUUGAAGCUCCUGGUGGUGGCGUUGCUCAUCCCAUUGAAAGUGGAACCUCCGGUAGAGUGUUGGGUAUGACAAUUGAUUGGUUGGCUCAAAAUGUGUAUUGGGUGGACGAGGGUUAUAACUGGAUCAAAAUGACAAAUUAUCUCAGAGGAGGACGCGAAGCUACGAUUGUUGAUACGGGCCUUGAAAGGCCGUCGGGAAUAGCUUGCCACCCUAUAAAAGGGUACCUAUUUUGGACCGAAUUGGGGAAUACGUAUCCCCCCAAAAUUGAAAGAUCUUCAAUGGCAGGUGCAAAUCGAACAACUAUUGUUACAGGGCUGAGUGACCCGAGGUCUAUAGCAGUAGAUAUCAUCACUAACAGGAUUUACUGGAUUGACAAUAGUGUAGCUGAAAGUAAAGUUGAAUCCUCCGAUCUUAAUGGUGACGGCAGGCGAACUGAAGUGUCACAACCAUCAUCUGAUGGUGUAUUUGACAGUAUUUCUGUUGAUGAAGAUUACAUAUUUGUGAGUAUUUAUAGCCUUACGUAUGAACAUAUCCUACGUUACUACAGCAAGUCCACCACGCCUAGUGGUAUAGUGUUUCAAUAUAUCUUUAGUAGUGGAAUUCGUGUUCUUGAUUUAUGCGUCACCGGUCCCAACAUCCAACCAAGGCCAACAACGUUACCGUGUGAUGUGCACACAUGUAGCCACCUUUGUGUAUCGGCUGCCGAGGGAAAACACGAGUGUGUCUGUAGUGAUAACUAUGUUUUAUAUCCAAAUGGAACAUGCAGUAUUGAUUUGAAUUUUUUGUAUCCUCCACUUUGCGUAAUAGGAAGGGCGGAAGCAAUUUCAGUGUUUAACCCUUCCCUGCUUCAUGCUGGUGUGGAUGGUAAACAGGAAUAUAUUCAUGACUUUCUUAGCAGAACUGAUGACAUAAUAACAGCAGUAGCAGUAGACACACACAGUAAUUUCUUGUUUUAUGCGGAAGACACACGAAAAUCAAUAUUUGUUGUAAGGCUUGAAGAUGACCAAUAUCCGAGAAUAAUUCAUACAUAUACAGGCGGUCGGGUUGAUGGUAUGGCUGUUGACUGGAUUUCGCUUAAAGUUUACUGGGUUGAUUAUCUUCAAGAUCGUCUAAGAGUUUCAUCCUAUGAUGGAAUGUCUACUUCAGUAAUGUUUUAUAACGUCGAUAGUCCAAGGGCUUUAGCAGUAGACUCAAAUGCAAGAUUGAUAUUUUGGACUGAGCAGUCUUCACCGACAAAACUUGUGAGUUGUAAUCUGGAUGGUACAAAUCGCCAUGAUCUAGUCAACACGAACUUGUUAAAUCCAUCAGGAAUCGCUCUUGAUCAUGCCCAAAGAAGGGUUUAUAUCGUUGGUGAAGAUAGUAUAUUUAUAUAUUCUGUUGACUAUGACGGAAUCGAGCAAGUUAAUAUUAUUGGCAUAAGUACUUACCCAGCUAAAGACAUCACUAUCUUUCAGGACUUCAUAAUAUUAGCAGAGUCAAACGUGCUACAGCCGGGACUCAUUGAAGCAAUACACAAGAUAUCUGGUAGUCAUGAAGGUCGUAUUAAAGUGAAUACUACAGUAUACGCUAUUGACACAUUUGAUGAGUCUACCCAACCUAUAGCUACACCGACCACAACACUAACGAUCACCACUACGUCACCUUUGAGCACAACAACGCAAACCACAGCGACUACAACACCAACGAUCACCACUACGUCACCCUUGAGCACUGCAAAACAAACCACAGCGACUACAACACCAACGAUCACCACUACGUCACCUUUGAGCACAACAACGCAAACCACAGCGACUACAACACCAACGAUCACCACUACGUCACCUUUGAGCACAACAAAGCAAACCACAGCGACUACAACACCAACGAUCACCACUACGUCACCUUUGAGCACAACAAAGCAAACCACAGCGACUACAACACCAACGAUCACCACUACGUCACCUUUGAGCACUACAAAGCAAACCACAGCGACUACAACACCAACGAUCACCAAUACGUCACCCUUUAGCACAGCAACGCAAACCACAGGACAUGCGACAUCGGUAGGGGCGAAUGCAACACAAGAGAUGCAAUCAGGAAAUGAUUAUAUCGUAAUCAUCGGUGGUGCUUUCGGCAGUAUUGCUUUAAUCGUUAUCAUCCUGCUUAUCAUCAUCAUCGUUUUGAUUAAAGAGCGGAAAAGACCACAGGAACCUAGAGAUUCUCAAGGACUUGCAUCUAACAUCGCGGACCAUUAUGCUACACAUUUACCUCAAGCACACAGUGGACAAGAUAACCACAUCUAUGAAUCACCUUAUGAUCUGAAACCAGAACCGCCAACGUAUGAAUCAUCCAUUAGAACUUAUGGAAGAAAUCAAGCAACCGGAGAAUCACCAUACGUUGUCACUAAGCUUGAUCAUCAAUUUGACAAUCCAAAUACUGUUGCGCUGUACUCAAAAUCUGAAUCAGUACCUGUCGCCGUCAAUACAUAUCCUUACGUGCAACAUGGUUUUCUUCCUCCACAAUACGCUCCUGAAGUCCAAACGGAUAUCUUGAAAUAAACAACACUGCGAGUUCAACUGGGGUUAACUCUCAGUGUUAACGCUUUUGCACCUAUUACAACAUGCUUAAAUCGUGGAGGAACAAUAAUAAAUAAAUAAACAUAGUACAAA